Molecule: messenger RNA, 3649 nt
Organism: Metopolophium dirhodum (rose-grain aphid)
Lineage: Eukaryota; Metazoa; Arthropoda; Insecta; Hemiptera; Aphididae
Product: repetitive organellar protein
Exons: 6
Coding region: 511-2412 (633 amino acids)
Source: RefSeq, a predicted model, not a curated record
CCACCAUUCAAAAUUAUAAUUUUUUCCAAAAAAAAUGGUAAAAACACAUGAUAAAAUUCCAAAUUUCAAAUUCCAAUUUUUUGCAAUAGCGAGUUACUAAUGCGACCGUAGCGCGAUCUGCGUGCGACUCCGAGUUUCGGUUAACAAUUUUUAGUUUUUCACUUUUCACUUUUCACUUUUUAGCACGGACUAGUAACUAGUAAGUAAUAUACUAUCUUAAUCUUAGUCCGUUGUUGUCAGUUUUUACUGUUAUUGGGUGUUUUCACUUUUUCUGUUAAUUUAAACUUUGUUAACGGAGUUUGGUCUCCAACUCUACUUUAAUAUACUAAUCUUCAUGAUUAAUACAAUACAUCUGAUGAAUUUCAUUGUCACCUUUGGUCGUCGUUUUCGGUUCGAAAUUGCAAAAACCAGAGACCUCACUGUAAAAGUGACCGCGUAAUAGUUCUUUUCGACGUCGUACUGUGGUAACGAGCAAUUAUUAUUGUUACCUAUGAACACCAUUUAUCAGACAUGGCCAUGAAGAGGACCAUUGACUUUCACCUGAACGAUCAGCGGAAAAAAGCCAAUCUAUAUAGAGCGAUCAAAAACGAUUUGGGUAAUGACUCUAGUACCGAUGAAGAGUCAUUGAGCUUGUCACCUGCUAACUUGUUUCCUCUCAGUCAUUAUGCAAAUGACCCUGAACAGUUAAUACAACAAUUGUUUUCUGUUGUACGUGGUAAACGGCUUACUCGACUUAUACCACCGGAACUUAAGGAUAUGACAUUUGAAGAGUUGAAAGCAGAUUGUUUGAUUCAGUUAUUGUGCAUGUCAAAGAAGCGAGUGUUGGCUACAUUAGAAGGCAAAGAAAUGAAUUCUUCAUCAGACUCUGAUGACUCUGAUGAUAAUAAGAAACAAAAUAAAUUAGAAACAGAUAAAAAAGAUGAAAUUGGCCAAAAGAGACAUCAUAAAGAAAAACGAAUGAAAUCAUCAAAAAAGAAAAAAAUUGAAACAGAUAGUGAAACUGAAGAAGAAAAAUCAAAGGAAAAAGAAGGAAAAACAUUAUUAGAGAUUUUAGAAUUAGAAAUGAAAGCAAAGGCUAUACGUGCUCUACUCGGGCCUAGUGAAAAGGAUAACAAUACACAAAUUGAAGAAGCUAUUAAAAACGAAAUAAUUGGGGAAAAAAUUGAAGAAAAAAAUGAUGACAACAAGAGUUGGAAUGAACGUUAUGAACAAAGAGAAGAUGUGAAAGAUGUAGUCAAGACUAGCAAGUUGUGUACGAAUAUGAGACGUCGCAUGCUUCUUCACCAACAAAAAAUGUUGGCAGAUAGAGCCAAAUUAAAAGCUGCAGAAGCUGAAAAUAUUAAAUCUGGAGAUACAAUAAAAUCAAAAUUGGAAGAAAAAUUACAAAAUGUCUAUCCCAAAAACGAUGGCGAGCAAUCAAAUGUUAUUUCACUAGAUAAAAACCCUUACGAAACUGUUAAAAAGCCAUUAGGUGAUUGUGAUACUACUCAGAACACUGAUGUUAAACUCCAAGAGACAAAGAAAUUACAUGAUGAUGACAUAAUUAAAAUAAACAGAGACAGCGCUACUAGCUCAAGUGAACCUAGAAACACAAAUAAUACUCAAGAAUCAACUGACGACGACUCACAAAAAAGUACAGAUUUUGAGAAAGUAUUAAGUGAGUACACACAGAAGAAUACAGAUUUAGAAAAAACUAUUAAUGCGUAUUCUAAAAAAAAUACUGAUUUGGAGGAAGAAAUAAAUGAAUGUUCAAAGAGAAACGAUGACAUGGAAAACACUAUGAAUAAAUGUGCACAGAAAAAUUCUGAUAUUGAAUCAGCUAUGGAUAAUUACGCAGUGGAAAUCAAUGGUGUUGAUGACAGUAUUGUCAAGGAAAAUGAGAAAAAAAAUGAAAUGGAAACUGCAAUUGGGAAAUAUUCACAAACAAAUACUGACCUUGAUUCAAUGGUCAACCAAUGUUCAAAAAAGAAUGUAGACCUUAAUGCGAUAGUAAAAGAAUAUGCAAAAAGGAAUUCUGAUAUAAUGACACUGAUUAGUGAAUAUUCCCAAAAUAAUGUUGAUAUUCAAUCAGUUAUUGGUGAAUAUGCUAAAGGUAACCUCAAAUUGGAGACAAUAAUUGAUGAGUAUUCACUUAUAAAUGCUAAAAUCAAGACCAUGGUUAAUGAAUAUUCAGUAAAUAAUAGCAAUGUAGAAAAAAUCAUUGAUCGAAACAAUCGGAAACAAUUAUUAGUUGAAAAAUAUAAUGUGGAAUCAGCUGCUGGAAAAGCUGUGGAUGCAGAUUGUACUAAAAAAAUAAUUGAAAUUACUGGUGUUACUUGUGAAUCCUCAAACUCAGACAAUAUGGAAACUAAUAUUGAAUCAACUCACAAAUUAGUUGAUGAAUCACUGAAUGAAGAAGAUAAAAAAGACUAAGGAAAUUACAUUUUUUGUUUAGAAAGGUUAAAAUUCUUUAACUCAAAAUAGAUACUCAUUAACCAAAUAAUAAAUUAAUUCUAAUGUAAAAAUAAAGUUUGUAAUAACAAUUUUAUUUUUACUAAAUCUAUGCUAUUUAUAAUAAAAAGUUAAAAUGUCUAUCAUAGAUAGACGCUAAUAAAUUUAUAAAAAUGUAUUAUAUUAGAUACAUUAGAAGAAUAAAACUAAUCAUUCUCUGGUAUACCUUAAAAUAUGGAAAUAAUCAUUGUUUGUCCACUCACUUAAUAGAUAAUAUAUUAAAAUAUUAAAAAUUUUAAAGAAAUAAACCUUUCAUUUAAUAACAGUAGUUUUUUGCUCAGUUACAAUAUGUGAUAAAAUAUUAUUUCAUUCUAAUCUUAUUAUAGUAUAUUUUGUGUUGUAUUUAUAAUUUAAAUUAUAUCAUUUAAGAUUUUAAUGUCAAAAAUACUAUUUGCUGACUUUUUUUUAAUAUUUAUUGUUGCAUUCACAUUCUGUAAUAUUAUUUAAUAAAACAAUUAGUUAGAACUAAUCAAGCUCAUAUAUUAAAAUAUAUAGCAAUAAAUACAAUAAUACCUAGCUUUUAUAAUAAUCAUUAUAACCUAAUGAUAUAUAUAUAUAUAUAAACUAUAAAGCAAUAUUCGUUGUCUUGAUUACUGUAAUGUUGAAGUCUUAUUAAUAUUAAUAUCUAUUAUUCAAUUAAAUACAAUAACUUUAAAAUAAUAAUUUAAUCUUGUUUAAACUUUUAAAUACUCUUAUAAUAUUAUUGAUAUUUUGACUAACUAAUAUUUCAUUAUGUAAUGUGUUCAUUCUAAUAUUUUUUUAUUUAAAUUCUGCAAAAGUGUCAUCAAUGGGUGGCUUCUUCAAUCAAAUUAUUCAUUUUUUCUUUUUUAAUAUAGCUCAUACUCUUAUUGUGCCGGCUGGUACAGAUUGUGUAUAAAUAAUAACAAAUAAUAAUAAAAAAAAAAUUCUGCAAUUAAUAAUUAUAAAGUAGGUAAUAAAAAUAAUAAUUAUUCACUAUAAACAACUAUUGUAUUCCAAAAGUAUUUAUUAGUUUUUUAUAAUACAUAACUAUAAUGUCUUUUGUAAUCAAAACUUAGUCAAAAAAAAAAAAAAAAAAUUCAUAUUAGCACUUAGAAUAGCAAUUAGUUGUUAAAGUUUAUUUAUUUUUAAACUUUUUAAGUUUUCUCGUUAAUCAUCACUCUGCACUUAUCACAUAGGU